Molecule: messenger RNA, 666 nt
Organism: Hydra vulgaris (swiftwater hydra)
Lineage: Eukaryota; Metazoa; Cnidaria; Hydrozoa; Anthoathecata; Hydridae
Biological process (GO): DNA repair
Molecular function (GO): DNA binding; ubiquitin-protein transferase activity
Source: RefSeq, a predicted model, not a curated record
UACAGAUGACUAUUUAACUAAUGUGCUAUGUACUGAAGAAGGAAUGGAUGCACUUGAAAUAAUUGGAAAAAUCCAAGAAAAUCGUCUAUUGAUGAUAAACAUGCUCUUUUAGAGUCAAUGUUAAUUAAAGGAAAAAUAGAGCAACUUUUACCUGUAGUUGGAGAAAUUGCGAUUGGUUUACAAGUGUAUGGCCUUUAUGAAGUUAUAAAAAAAAAUUCAAAUAUCAUGCGAGUUUUAUUUUGUGCAAACGAAAGUUUUAUAUGGAAAUUUGAUGAUUUUAUACUUUUGUUAAAACCGCAGUUUAGCGAAUCCGGAGGGAACAAAAAAUCAUUUAAAAUUUCUACAUACAAAGCUUUUCUUGAUGUUGUUGAGUAUAGCUUCAAUACUGAACUGGCGGAUCCUUCAUCAAAUGAUAUUUUGCAGUUUUUGACUGGCUCGCCGUCCAUUCCCGCAAUAGGGCUUCCAAAAGAUAUUUCUAUAGUUUUUGUUCAUGGAUGUCCGUUAACAAAUAAUGGUAAAGAAUGCAAAUGUUUACCAACAGUCAGCACUUGUGACAUACAGUUAAAUCUGCCAGUUCAUAUAAAUACAAAACAAAAACACUAUGAAGGAAGCACUUUCAUUAGCUGUAAAAAACGGUUACCAUUUUGGACUUAUUUAAAUGCGUGA